AUGCGUAUUUUAGACAAGCUUGCAGUGCUUGCAGUAAGUUCACUAUCACUUUUUUUGCAGAUUGCAAGUGCUCAAACUAUAACUAGUGACACUGUUUCUGUUGGUCCUGUUGCUUUACUUGGUGAUGUCAAUAUUGAUGCUGGUGUUUUUUGGUCUAUUAUAGAUUCAUUUACUGAUGUCUUUCUCGGAAGCAUUUACAACCACGGGGAGCUUUAUAUUACGCUUACAAAUCCUUUAUUUUCUUUAGACGUUACAUGUACUGGUCUCUUGAACACAAUCUCAAAUACUGGAAUCAUAGUGUUUAAUUCACAAUAUGGAAUAACUGGACCAAGAUUCAAUCUCAUAUCCACAACAUUUUAUAAUAGUGGGUUAAUUUAUUAUAAUACCCUAGGAGCUACAUUUAGUGCAAGUUAUAAGAUUAUUGCCCCUUCUUGGACAAACUCUGCUGGCGGUAUGCUUGUGUUCCUGCUGGAUUCUCAGUCUGAAAGUUUUCUUACUUUGGGUACUGCUCUAGGAAGUAUAACUAACAACGGUCAAAUUUGUUUAAUUGAGCAAGUUUGGAAGCAAACUGCCACCAUUGCUGGAAGUGGAUGUAUUAACGUUGGGAAAAACGCCAAUCUUUGGAUUUCAAAUUCUCUUCUUUCAGUUAGUACAUCACAAACAAUUUUUCUUUCAAGUAGUACUUCUGCAAUGAGGGUUGAUGUACUUUCAUUCCCUCAAACUCUCACAGUUGCUGGGUUUGGAGGAGGAAAUGUGAUUGGUAUCAGUGUAAUUAUAUCUUCUACUAGUUACUCCUCUAGCACAGGUAUACUUACAAUUUAUUACAAUUUUGGGUUCUCCAAUCGUAAAUUUCGUAUUGGUAGUGGAUAUGACUCCUCACGAUUCUCCAUCAUUACCUACAACUUUGGUGGGUUAUUAGGAACCAGUCUCAGAGGAGCUGUCACCUAUAGUCAACCUAUUCCUUUAGGUAGUACUUCGAACUCCAAUUGUAUAGCAUGUCCUUCACUUCCUGUAUAUCCUACCGAAGUUAUUAGCUCAGUAAUACUGUCCUCAACUGCGACAGGCACUAGUUUGUCCUUAUCAACAACAAUCUCUUCAGGCAGAGCUAAUUCUUCUGUCAUGUCCAGUCUUUCUGUGACUUUAUCAAGUAGUAUUUACUCCACCACAAAUUCUACAAUGCCUAAAACGAGCACUGACUCACCAAUAGGUGGUUUUUCAACUGAGUCUGGAGGAUCUUUCACUGGUGGAUCUUUAACGGGCGUAUCUUCAGCUAAGACUGGUGGAUCUUCCACUGGAGGAUUUAUAACUAAGACUGGUGGAUCCUCUACUGGAGGUUCAUCAACUAGAGAAUUGUCAACCGCUGGAUCCUCAACUAAGACAGGUGAACCUGUUGCUAGAGGUUCAUCAACCGGAGAACCAUCAACUAGUGGAUCCUCAUCUAAGACUGGUGGACCUUCAACUAGGACUGGCGGAUCUUCCAUUGGAGGCUCAUCAACUACAGAGUCAUCAACCAGCGGGUCAUCAACUGCUAGAUCGACUAGUAGUACCUCAGCUAAGACUAGCGAGCUUUCCACUAGCGAUUCACCAACUGGAGAAUCAUCCGCCAGCGGUUUAUCAACUGGAGGACUAUCAACUGGAGGAUCCUCAACUGAGACUACUGGUUCUUCCACUAGCGAUACAUUAUCUAAGAAUGGUAGCUCUUCCACUAGCGAUUCAUCAACUAGAGAAUCAUCAACUGGUGGAAUCUCAACUAAGACUACUGGUUCUUCUACUAGCGGUUUAUCAACUGGAGGACUAUCAACCGGUGAACCUUCCUCUGACGGGUCAUUAAUUAAGACUGAUGGACCUUUCAUUAAUUGUUCAUCAACAAGAGAAUCAUCAGCUGGCGGAGCCUCAUUUAAGACCAGUGGAUCUUCCACUGGCAGAUCUUCAACUAAGACUGGUGGAUACUCCUUUGGCGGUUCAUCAAAUGGAGAAUCAUCAACUAGCGGGUCAUCAACUGGUAGAUCGACUGGUAGUGCUUCAACUAAGAUUGGUGAGCUUUCCACUAGUGAUUCGUCAACUGGUGGACCUUCCACUGGCGAACCUUACAUUAGCGGUUCAUCAACUAGAGAAUCAUCAACUAGUGGAUCCUCAACUAAGACAGGUGAACCUUUUGCUAGCGGCUCAUCAACUGGAGGACUAUCAACUGGUAGAUCUUCAACUGGUGGAUCUUCAACUGGCAGGUCUUCAACUACGACAGCUGGAUCUUCCACCAGCGGUUCAUCAAUUAGAGAAUCAUCAACUGGUGGAGCUUCAUCUGGCGGAUCUUCAGAUAAGACUGGUAGACUUUACAUUAGCGGUUCAUCAACUAGAGAAUCAUCAACUGGUGGAUCCUCAACUAAGACAGGUGAACCUUUUGCUAGCGGCUCAUCAACUGGAGGACUAUCAACUGGUAGAUCUUC
Dujonia railenensis is the source of this 2444-nucleotide messenger RNA. Lineage: Eukaryota; Fungi; Ascomycota; Pichiomycetes; Serinales; Debaryomycetaceae. The record is from the annotation of a GenBank genome assembly.